Malassezia sympodialis ATCC 42132 is the source of this 606-nucleotide messenger RNA. It is a transcript of the gene SNU23, whose product is annotated as U4/U6-U5 snRNP complex subunit SNU23. Gene Ontology annotation, cellular component: U4/U6 x U5 tri-snRNP complex; spliceosomal complex. Gene Ontology annotation, molecular function: zinc ion binding; nucleic acid binding. Lineage: Eukaryota; Fungi; Basidiomycota; Malasseziomycetes; Malasseziales; Malasseziaceae. The record is from RefSeq and is a predicted model, not a curated record. Gene Ontology annotation, biological process: mRNA splicing, via spliceosome.
AUGGCCCAUCACGAGCCAGCCCCCGGGUCCUGGGACCCCGCCAAGGCGGGAGCCUCUGCCCCGGCGGCACCGCGGAGUGUGCCUGUGGAUCCGAAUGCGAGACGACGGCGCAAAGAGCUUCCAAAGCCGACAAAAGCGAUGCAGGCUCACAACGACCUCAAUCUCGAGGAGCUGAGUGGCACAUCGCGUCUCGUGGAUCAUGAAGACAGCCAAGGACGAGGCCCUGGCUUCUUCUGUGAAGUCUGCAAAAAAAUGUGCAAGGACAGUGUCGGAUAUCUGGACCAUAUCAAUGGCCGCAUGCACUUGCGGCGCCUAGGUCAAAAGACUCAGGCUGAACGGGCCACGCUGGAGCAGGUGCGCGAGCGUAUCGCUGCUGUCCGGGCCGAGCGUGCGCUGGGCGCAACGCCUGCGCAACGCUAUGACUUUGAUGUUCGCCUGCAACAAAUUGCCGAGGAGCAACGGCGCGAGCGCCAGGCUCAGCGGCGUGACAAGCGAGACGAGCGACAUCGCAAGCGGCUAAAACAGAUGCACGAGGCACCGCAACCAGAAGAGGAUGCCGAUGUCAUGGCAGCGAUGGGCUUUGGUAGUUUUGGGCCCAAACGGUAG